AUGACUUCGAUUUCGAUUGAUGAUGAUUGUCAAAUAUUAGAUGAUAAACAUGAUGAAGAAAAAUGUUCGGAUAAUGAUACUGAUAAAUCAAUUACGAGUUCAACAAGUGAUUCAUCGAAUGAAUGUCCAUUUAAUGCUGAAAUAUCUUCAAAACUUAGUACAGCAUUUGCUAAAGCAACAGGUAUUGAUAUUGAAUUUGCUAUUCAAUUACUUAAAGAUCAUGGAUGGAAUAUUGAUCAAGCAUUAAAAGCUACAUAUGAAGCGAAAGAACAUGCACAAUCAAUAAUUAGUACUAAAGAAAAUUGGAAAAAAACGAAUGAGAAAUAUUUGAAAAUUUCCUCAUGGAAUACUGAUACAACAGAUUGUGAUGAAAUUGAAUUGAAUGAUUUAAUUGAACAACGAGCUGAAACUAUAAUUGAAAUUUUACUUCGAGAAAAACCUGAUGUUAUUCUUCUACAACAAGUUGGAACAGUAGCAUUAACAUUAAUAAUAACAUAUCUUUCAUCAUUAUAUGACGAUGAAUCAGUUCAAAUUGAUUCACCAAAUAAUUGUAAUUAUGUAUCCAUAUUUACACGAAAAUCAUUAAUAAAAAAGAAAAAUGUAUCGAUUAUUUCAAAUGAAGACAAUUGGAAAAUGCUUAAAAUUGAAGUUGAAUAUAAAGAUUCUUUAAAAUUGGAUUUAUUCAAUGCUGUAAUUGAUGAAAAUACAUCAUCAUUCUGUUUCGAACAAAUUAAUGAAACUAAUCCAGAUCACAUUGUUAUAUCUGGUAUUAGUAGUAAAAUUUCAGAAAAUGCUUGGGAUUUUAAUAUGUGUGAUCUCAUUGAUCUAUGGGAAAAAACUGGUAAACAACCUGAAGUAACAUAUACCUAUGAUCCAGAAUUAAAUUCAAAUAUUAAUGGAAAUGAAAAACCUGAACGUUAUGAUCGGCUAUUUUAUCGAACAUCAACAUCAUUAAAUGAUCAAUUUAAACCAAUUCAUAUGGAAUUAGAAGGUAUUCAACAUAUUAAAACAUCUGAUAGGAUUUUUCCAUCAACUCAUUGGGCAAUUCAAGGUUAUUUCGAUAUUGAUAGUUAA
Messenger RNA from Adineta steineri, 1074 nucleotides. Lineage: Eukaryota; Metazoa; Rotifera; Eurotatoria; Adinetida; Adinetidae. The record is from the annotation of a GenBank genome assembly.